Messenger RNA from Brugia malayi, 1245 nucleotides. RefSeq lists its product as uncharacterized. Bases 1 to 1245 code for a protein of 414 amino acids. Gene Ontology annotation, cellular component: proteasome regulatory particle, lid subcomplex; cytoplasm; nucleus. The transcript is spliced from 9 exons. The record is from RefSeq and is a predicted model, not a curated record. Lineage: Eukaryota; Metazoa; Nematoda; Chromadorea; Rhabditida; Onchocercidae. Gene Ontology annotation, biological process: ubiquitin-dependent protein catabolic process. Gene Ontology annotation, molecular function: endopeptidase activator activity; proteasome binding; ubiquitin binding.
AUGAGUGUCAUGUUUGCAAAUUCGCGGUCCAGUCAAAUGAAUAAUGGUUAUUUAGUUGAGUUCAAGGCCGGCAGGUCGAAUUUGCAAGCGGGGUCAACGGUAGAUAGACGAAAGGUUGUAGCUGAUAAAACGAAAGGAUUAGUUUUUAUCAAGCAAUCCAGUGAUCAACUAAUGCAUUUCUGCUGGAAAAAUCGUGAAACUGGAGCGAUUGUUGAUGAUUUGAUCAUUUUUCCUGGUGACACAGAAUUUUUACGAGUGAAGGAAUGUACGGACGGUCGCGUCUAUAUGUUGAAAUUCAAAAGCACAGAUGAAAAACGUUUAUUCUGGAUGCAAGAUGGGAAAGCUGAUAAAGACGAUGAAAACUGUAAAAAAGUAAAUGAAACGUUAAAUAAUCCUCCAGCACCACGAGCCGCAGCACGCGGAGGAACCGAUCGUGCUGGCGCUUCAUCGUUUGGUACUUUAGCAGCUUUGGGCAAUGCUGGUGCGGAUGGUGAACUUGGAGCAUUGGGAAAUUUAGAUCAAAGUCAAUUAAUGCAGUUACUUUCAUUGAUGAAUCAUACCAACGGUGCAUCAGCUGGUGAAGCAACCAAUCUUCUGCCGCAACUUCCGCUUGUUGCUGAUGCACCACAUCCAGUGGCUUCAGAAGAAAGUGGAGCAACAUCCACGCAGGGAGCAACACCAUCCAAUACACCUGCUAAUGGAACUGUUGCUAGUAGCUCCUCAAAUAAUGCAGUGCAGCUGUCGCAACUGAAAGAAAUUAUUGCAAGUAUAACGCCACCUGACGGAUCUGGAAGAAAACCUUCAAUUGACUUUACUGAUGUUCUAUGCUGUGCUGAUAAAAUUAACGAUGUUUUGGGGAAAUAUGCUGAGCGACUGACCUGUCAUUUGCCCAAUCAAGAGCCUAUCUACAAUGAACAAGAAGAACUGGAGCAAACACUUCGUACACCUCAAUUUCGGCAGGCAGCUGAUAUUUUCGGCCAUGCCUUGCAGACUGGACAGUUGGCACCAGUAUUGCGACAAUUCGGCAUUGAUGAGAAAACAGCUACAGCUGCUGGAAGUGGAGACAUGAUUGCGUGGGCAACACAGUUUACAGCGAGUGAAAGUGAGGAGGAAAAAGUUGCGAUGAAAAUUGAAACUUCAUCCCAUCCUGACAUGGAGUCGGAUGUUGAAGAUGAGGAAACUAAUGAGAAGGUUGUUCGUGAAGCAGAGAAGAACAGACCCGACGAUCAUAUGGACCUCGAUUAA